AUGCCAUUUGAAGCUACUGUAAUAUCAGAUGACUCUGAUAUCGACGAGCUACUUUUCGAACCAAAACAAAAAAAACCAAUCCUUAGCAAGUCCAAAUCGCCCGGCGCGAGUUUUGCUACAACCAAACCAACAGAUGUUAUAAAUAUUGAAGAAAGCGACGAUGAUAUAUUCAUCAGUGGGUCGCAACUAAAGUCUCCAGAAAAAAUACAACAGCAGCAGCAAAGCAAAACAACAACAAACAAUAACAGCGACUUUGGCAGGCCCAGAUCGCAGAGCAGUUCGUUUAACUUUCUCAAUGACCAAGACUCGUUUGAAUUUUCUCCAAUUAAACUGGCUCCUCCACCUCUUGUAAAAGCAGCAAGCGGUACUAGUGUAACGACAACAACAGUAACUACAAUGACAUUCAAAGAGCCAGUAAAACGUACAACCUCUAAUAUUAAUAAUACCAAUUCCAUAUCUCCGUUCCCCUUUUCUUCAUCACCCUUAUUUGUUUCCAAUAAUAAUCCUGAUGAAUCUGACGACUGUAUGAUUUUGGAUACACCUAAACCUGUUUUAAAUAAGAAUACCAAUGUCAGUCCACUUAACCGGUUUAACACCAUGGGGCCUCUGUCACCCUUAAAAAAAACCAUUUCAUUACCUGUGACUACUUCAUUGUCUCCCAGUAAAAAAGAUUAUUCAACUACAAGAAAAGAUCCGUAUGAUUUUUUGUCAAGUUCACAGUCUCCUCCACGCUCGCAGAUUGCACAACCAAUAAUUACAUUGGGGAAUGAUUCAGAUGACGAAAUUGAUAUUGUAUCUAUAGCAUCAACACAGCAAAAAAAACGAAGGCUUACAGUAAAUGGUUCAAAUACAUUGAAAUCUGCAUCUACAAUUACUUCAUCCUCUUUAACGCACACAAGCACUUCGACGUUUUCAUUUAAAGAGUUAUCUAAAAGUACCUUUUCAUUGAGUUCUAAUGCUAUCAAAUCAAAUAAUGCAAGCUAUGGAUUUUUGGAUAGUGAUGAUGAUAAUAAUGAUAAUGAUAAUGAUAAUAAUAAUGAUAAUGAUAAUAAUGAUAAUAAUGAUGGGGAGCCAGAAAAGGCUUGUAAAAAACGUUCAAAAUAUGAAUUUUUGGAUAGCGAUAGUGAUGAAGAAGACGUUGAAUUUGGGUUUUUUUCUCGACCCAUUAUUAAUUCAGGAGUACCCAGUCGAAGUAGCAGUGUUGGAGCACCAGCAAAUAAAAAAGUACGUACAGCAACUCGAGCAUAUAAAACGACUUCAGAUCUUGCUAAAAUACAGCGUGAGCAAGAACGAGAAAGAAAGAGACAUGAGAGAGAACAGGAAAAAUAUCAAAAGGCUUUGGAAAAAGAAGCCAAGAAGAUGGAAAAGGAAAAACAACGUGAAUUGAAUCAGGUUAAUCAGGUGAAACGUACUACUAGGGAUAAUGCUGUUCACGAAUUGAUACUGCAGUGUCACACUAGUCUCAUUCAAGAUUUGGAAAUGGGGAAAUAUAUAGUUCAGGAAAUAUCAGAAAAGUAUUCGUUACCCUUGCAAAAGAUUACAUCCAGUGAACGGUUAGUGUUUGACAAAGCACAGACUCUUUGUUUAUAUCGCAAGGUGGUUGCAGAAUUUGACAAGGAUGAAGGUAUGUUUAAGCCCAGGCCUGAGAAAAUUGUUGAGGAGCCUACAAUAAUUGUGAUGUGUAAGGCUGAUGAUUAUGCCAAUAUUGUUAAGACGGAAGAGAAUCUUGUUAAACAUGCAGUAGCCAUCAAAAAAAGGCAUCCUAAUAAGAAGGUCAUUUAUGUUAUUGAAGGUGCUGAGCAACUUAUUAAAAAGGUUAGAAAUAAAGCUAGCCGUGAUAUGCAGAAUCGGGUACGGCAGAUGAUGGGGGAGUCUUCAAAUCGGCGGAAACGUAAUCAGAAUGAGAGCAAUUCUGAAGAUAUACAACAUAUUAAUACGUCCCACUUUGAAAACACAUAUAUUCUAUUACAAGUACGAUACCAGUUUCGUGUUGUUCAUACAGGUGGUGUUGCGGAUACUUGUGAGUGGUUGGUAGAUAUGCUUCAAGAUAUUGGGACUGAGUAUUAUAAGAAGUUAAAAGCUGAGGCCAAUCCAGAUUCAGAUGUUAGAGUCAGGAGUGGUAACAAUACUAAAGAAGAGUUUGUGAAUGCUUUGGAACAUAUCAAGUUCGUAACACCUAGUGUAUCUUUGACUGUUUCAAAUGAGUAUAAAAACAUUUAUGAGUUAUCAAAGGAAAUGAGGAAUCCUGCUGGGGUCUCUGAGUUGGCUAGUCUGAAAAAGGGCAAGGCGUCCCAGCGCAUUGGAGGGGCCCUUGCUGAAUCCAUUCAUUUAUUACUGACUAGUGAUAAUCCCAAUGUGUUUCUGUCGGAGUCUUGA
This is a messenger RNA of Magnusiomyces paraingens, 2376 nucleotides long. RefSeq lists its product as uncharacterized. The coding region runs from base 1 to 2376 and encodes 791 amino acids. Lineage: Eukaryota; Fungi; Ascomycota; Dipodascomycetes; Dipodascales; Dipodascaceae. Gene Ontology annotation, molecular function: DNA binding; nuclease activity. Gene Ontology annotation, biological process: mitotic intra-S DNA damage checkpoint signaling; replication fork processing; double-strand break repair. The record is from RefSeq and is a predicted model, not a curated record. The transcript is spliced from 2 exons. Gene Ontology annotation, cellular component: Holliday junction resolvase complex; nucleus.